AUGUCGGCGGCCAUCUCUGCCGCGGAGAAAGUGGAUGGCUUCACACGGAAAUCGGUGCGCAAGGCUCAGAGGCAGAAGCGCUCGCAGGGCUCCCCGGCGCCCCCCCCCCCCCCCCCCCCCCGCCGCCUCUCCUGGCUUGUCCCCCUUCCCCCCUUAAAAGAUGCCACCUUCAAUGAACAACAAGAUCUCUUUUGUCAGAAGUUGCAACAGUGUUGUGUACUCUUUGACUUCAUGGACUCUGUUUCAGACCUGAAAAGCAAAGAAAUUAAGAGAGCAACGCUGAAUGAACUGGUUGAAUAUGUUUCAACAAAUCGUGGAGUGAUCGUUGAAUCAGCUUAUGCUGACAUAGUGAAAAUGAUUACUUCUAAUAUUUUCAGAAUACUUCCACCUAGCGAUAACCCAGAUUUUGAUCCAGAAGAAGAUGAACCAACUCUUGAAGCCUCGUGGCCCCACAUACAGUUGGUGUAUGAAUUUUUCCUGAGGUUUUUGGAGAGCCCAGAUUUUCAGCCUAGCAUUGCGAAGCGAUAUAUUGACCAGAAAUUUGUACAGCAGUUGUUGGAGCUCUUUGAUAGUGAAGACCCACGAGAACGUGAUUUCCUAAAGACAGUUCUUCAUCGAAUUUAUGGAAAAUUCCUCGGUUUAAGAGCAUUCAUCAGGAAACAGAUUAACAACAUUUUCCUCAGGUUUAUAUAUGAAACAGAGCACUUCAAUGGUGUUGCUGAACUUCUUGAGAUAUUAGGAAGUAUUAUCAAUGGUUUUGCACUGCCACUGAAAGCAGAACACAAACAGUUCCUUAUGAAAGUUCUGAUUCCCAUGCAUACUGCAAAGGGAUUAGCUUUGUUUCAUGCACAGCUCGCCUAUUGUGUCGUACAGUUCCUGGAAAAAGAUACAACUUUAACAGAGCCUGUAAUCAGAGGACUGCUCAAAUUUUGGCCAAAAACUUGCAGUCAGAAAGAGGUAAUGUUUUUAGGUGAAAUUGAAGAAAUCUUAGAUGUAAUAGAACCGACACAAUUCAAAAAAAUAGAAGAGCCUUUAUUUAAGCAAAUAUCCAAGAGUGUGUCAAGUUCACAUUUUCAGGUUGCAGAAAGAGCUUUGUACUUCUGGAAUAAUGAAUAUAUUCUUAGCCUGAUUGAGGAGAACAUUGAUAAAAUUUUACCAAUUAUGUUUGGCAGUUUAUACAAGAUCUCCAAAGAACACUGGAAUCAAACUAUCGUGGCACUGGUGUAUAACGUGCUGAAAACCCUGAUGGAAAUGAAUGGCAAGCUUUUUGAUGAACUUACAAGCUCAUAUAAAGCUGAAAGGCAAAGAGAGAAAAAGAAAGAAUUGGAGCGCGAAGAGUUGUGGAGAAAGCUAGAGGAGUUAAAGCUGAAGAAGGCUAUGGCAGAAAAGCAGAACAGCACCCACAAUGUGCUAAAUGCACACAAUACAAGUGCCAAAUAAAAGAAGUGACCGCCUCUACGCGGCAGACGUACUUUUUUGUACCCUUUUGAAAUACAUGAGCGUUUGCAGAAGAAACCUCAUCGGUA
Molecule: messenger RNA, 1526 nt
Organism: Nipponia nippon (crested ibis)
Lineage: Eukaryota; Metazoa; Chordata; Aves; Pelecaniformes; Threskiornithidae
Source: RefSeq, a predicted model, not a curated record